AUGCCCCAGCGUGCGGUUCCAGCCGGCCCGCAGCCAUCACUCGACCACGACGACACUUCACUGAUUACGACUCCUCCGACCUCACGUCCGGCCACCAGCGCAUCGAUUCCCGCGCCUGACCACCCGCGCGACGAGGUACAGGAAGCUCCUGCUGCCAUCGGCCAGUCCACUGAGAAGUCCGUUUUUUCGACAGCCUCGGCCCAUGGUCCUUCAGACGUGCUGGCCAUCUGCACGUCUUCCCCGACCCCCAUGGCCCACGACACUUAUGACACGUCAGGCUCCACGAUGGCUACCUCGCCACACGCCCUGGAGUGUUCCCUAGACACGGACAUCGUCCCGCCCGCUAUACGACCCCCGAUUGCGGAGGCAUCGCCAGCGAUGAUGUCCGACGAACCCCAGCGACCAACCUCGCCCUCGCAGUCUCUCGCGGCCGAAUUCCCAGCCCCUAACCACCGAUGGCCGAACUUCCGAGACGCUGCGACUAUGACUGAUGCGCCUGAGGAGGACGUGCCUGGUCAGCGUACACCAGAGCUGACCGCAUAUGUCACGCCAGCCACAGAGGCACACAUCCAGCAUGCCGACCUGCGCACCAGCCCUCGUGAGCCGACCACCGUAGAGACUUUCACAAGCACAGGUUCGCCGUCCGAACCUGCAGCAGAGACCACGCCUGCUCAGCUUCACCACAGGUUUCCUGCGGAGCCCUUGACGCAGGACACCAUCCACCCGACAAUGAAGCCAUCGCCCUCAAGGGUAUCCAUGGGUGGCGGAGGCAUCCCUUCGUGCGUCGUCAUGUGA
Molecule: messenger RNA, 795 nt
Organism: Rhipicephalus sanguineus (brown dog tick)
Lineage: Eukaryota; Metazoa; Arthropoda; Arachnida; Ixodida; Ixodidae
Product: proteoglycan 4-like
Exons: 3
Coding region: 1-795 (264 amino acids)
Source: RefSeq, a predicted model, not a curated record